This is a messenger RNA of Oldenlandia corymbosa var. corymbosa, 519 nucleotides long. The record is from the annotation of a GenBank genome assembly. NCBI's taxonomy places the organism in Eukaryota, Viridiplantae, Streptophyta, Magnoliopsida, Gentianales, Rubiaceae.
GUAGUAGUAGAAUAAAGAAUGCAAAUACCAUCCCUCAACAAAACCAGUUCUCCUAAACGUACCACAAAAGCUGCGAAAGAUACAAGCAAUAACAGCAGCAGCAGCAGAAGCGAUGCAACAGCUUGCGCUGCAUGCAAAUACCAACGCCGGAGAUGCCGUCCCGAUUGCCCGUUAGCCCGACAUUUUCCGGCGGACGCCAAGAAGCCGUUUUCCAAUGUUCACCGAUUCUUUGGUCUGAAGAAGGUCUUGAAGGUGGUUAAGAAUAAUACGAAAACAAAUCGCGAAAGGGAAAACACGAUCAAAUGUAUGAUCAUCGAAGCAAAUAUACGAGCCAAUGACCCUGUUGGUGGCUGCCAUCGAAUCAUUGUUGGACUUGAAAAACAAAUUCAGCUUUGCAAGAUGGAAUUGGAUCACGUUAAUCAGUUGCUACAUUUUUCACAAGUUCAUAACUACAUGAAAAACGUCGUUGAUGUUUCAUCAACGUUGGAGGAAAAUGUUGUUGCGAAUAUGGUUGGAUAA